CAGUGUGAUGGGUGCUUGGGCUGGGGCUGGCUGUGGCUGACGGGGCUUGUGGCUGGGUUGCAGGUAAGGCAGGCUUUUAGGGUGUUCUUACUUCAGGCAUUAAUCUACCCAUAACAUGUGAAAUCUUCUACCAUUUACUCUUGGUCUUCAACACCAAAACAGCCAAACCAUCGCUCUGCUUCUUUGUUUGAUUUCUGUGCAUCCUUUUCCACUUUGGAGGUGUGUCUGACAGAAUGGUUAACACCUUGAACUCCGGAUCUGGAGGUCCAGGAUUCAAUCCUUUUUGAAUGGUUUCAAUCCGUUUCGAAUGGUUUCCUUUGAGAAGGACCUUUACACCACUUUGCCUCUCUUCACCCAGGUGUAUUUAACAAUAUUAUUCCUCGAGCCCGAAUAGGCUGUAAGUCAAUAGCCCAUGAGGCCAAAGGCCGAAUGGGCUAUUGACUCAGAGGCCAUGAGGGCGAGAGGAAUAAUUGUUUUAGUAAAAUCCGACUAGUUGGUCAAAACUAUCAAGACAAAAUAACUUUAGCUAGCAUUACGCGAUUCAGUCACCAUCGUUUUGGUUUUCAAAGCCAGCGCUUUCCGCUAGUAGUGGGCUAUAACAUAUAGCCUAGUAGAAGCUCAACCAAUCAGAAUGCAGCAUUGAUCAUAGACCACUAGUUGGAUAUUACUAAAAAUGGAUACCCGCAAAAUACUGCUCGGGGGUAACCCUCCGAUGGACUAGCAUCCCAUCUAGGGGGGAGCAGGGAAUGGCAAGACUCCUAUAGUCAUCCUUCAUGGUAAGGAAGCGGGGAUAAGCUCCAGCCUUUUUGGGCCUUUGGCUUGCAUGCACCUGUAAUCUUUUUUUUACCUUUUCCAGUCUGAGACUUUACUUUUGACAUCAGCCUUUCAAUUUUGGCAAAUAACCAGCAGGCUCAGGAAAGAAAUACCGGGGCAGCCAUGGAAUUUAAGCCAAUCAGUCAGGGAUGGAGAAAUAUUUUAAAUGUACACACUGUAGCUAUAAUUGAAUUACAGCAGAAGUUUUCUUCACAAAAUGUGUUUGUCUUGAACAGGAAAGUAGAGCUGUACAGUAUGGAGUGGCAAGAUGCUGUGGAUCUAUCCUGGUUUAUUGUGAGUGCAGCACCUUUUGGUGGUCCAAUAGGUAAGUACAUCAGACUUCUUCUAAGUGUCGUUUAACUUGUACAGGGAGUACAAGUUUCAUUUCCCUCAUUAUUGUAGGGUAAAUAGGACUCACCAUGGUAAACGUUUCAGAGCCAGAAUCAAAGAAAUGCUCUUAACAUCACUGUAAGUUCCGGCGUUAAUUUGUAAGUUACAGUACCGUUCAAAAGUAAGUUGACAGUCCAUUGCGAGUCUCGAUUCUCGACUCAAUUCACGAUUCUCGAUUCCUGCGCGAAUUGAGAAUCGAGAAUCGAAAACAAGCUAUCGAGAAUCGAGUCGAGAAUCGAGUCUCACAGGACAGAAAACAAAAGAUUCACCCAUGACUGAUUUCUCUAAGUUUACAAUUUUGCGGUAUGGUUACAUUCCCACAAGCGACUGUAUGCGUGAAACAAGACCAAUUCAAAAAAUUUUAUAAAGCGAAUGUUUCUUCAAGGGCAUCUGUAUCAAGCUUCAUUUCCUCAACUAAAGUUUCAAAUACCUGCUCCAAAUGCAAAGAAACAGCACGUUUAUUUUGUAAUGUCAAACGAUUCUGGGCUUAAUCAGCCGCUUGGCUUGAUAAAGAUCAGCUGUAACAUACACGUCCGUCCAUAACAUGACUGAUUUUUUGCUCUGAAAUUGUGUUCAUGAUCCUUGAAAACUUUCGAGAAACAAUGGUUUUGAUUCUACUUUUAAUUUAGCGCUUUCUUAGUUUGAGGUAAUCGCUCGUAAAAUUGGGCCUGCUUUUUUCCGUGAUGGAACAGGAUACGAGUGAACUUUUUCGUUGCCUAGCAGGUGACUGCAGCUACCGUGAUGAAAAAUUGCGCAAGUGGUUUGUAUUAUACGCUACUAAAAAUUGUUUUCAAAGCUCUUGGAGGUUUCUGAAGUUUUCUGGCAUGUAUAUUCAAAUCGAAACUUUCAUGUACGCAAUAACGUCCCAUAAAAAGCAAAGGGCAAAAUAUCAAACUGAGAUGCUUUCACGUGCACGUAUCACAAAAACAGCAAUUCUGGUCAAGAGGUCAAGUUACAAGCAGAAUUAAUUACAAGUAAAGUUUCCAGCAAAAAAAACACGCUAACUUUGGACACCGAUGAGCAGACAUUCAACCGCGAUAAUGCUGAUGGGCAUUCACAAACAGGCAAUCGAAAAAAAAAUUAGUAAGUAGAAUUCGAAAGACAAGCUGAAGACCAAAAGCAACAAGACUUUGUUUACAUACCAUCGCGUAUUAAACAUUUAUUUACACAAGCUUCCUUUUAUUUUGGAUUUUAAAAACAAAAGGUCAUGGAUUGCUUUUCAAGUUUAACUAGUGAACUGGCAACUUUUGCUAUUUGAAUGAUGCAAAAUGCCGUUCAAACAAUUUAAAGGUUUCAACACAAAGUAGCACACAAGCCGUGCGAACGAAUGCAAAUUUCCUGAAGAGUUCUCCCCGAGACAGCUGUCAACUGCUAUUUGCAUAGUUCAGGAAUUUCUCACAAGAAUCAAACGCUGAGUAGCGUUUGUUAUUUUAUAGAGUACAAAGACUUUUCUGACGUGAGAGAAAUUAGAAGAUUACUCAAAACUUGAACAAAGGUUGUUACUUGUAGACUCUCACAGCAGUCGGGUAUCAAGAGUAGAGAGCAAGUUACUUGAAACUAAACAAAGGCCGUUCCAGUUUGAUGGGUCUUGCGGGAAUGAAGAAUCGAGAAUUGAGACGCAACAAUUGAGAAUCAAGUCUCGAUUCUCAACUUGAAUCUCUAUUCUCAAUUCUCGCAAGGAUCGAGAAUCAAGUGUCAACUUACUUUUGAACGGUACUGUAUGUCUAUAUCAGCAAGAGUCCAUUAUACUGUACCAGAAUUUUGUUUCAGUCAACUGUCUUUACAUGUCAAGGGAUUUGGCUGAAAAAGUUUAAAGGAAGAAAACAACUCUGAAGAACAUCCUGCUUCUAAUUAUUUUAGAACAGCUAGUGCAUAAAACAUGCAAUUGAUAAAAGCAGUCCAGCUGUGUUGUAUGUAGAUGCUUAACUGUCAGUAAUAGUUAAAAAAAUAUAUAAUUGAAGGGCUCCAUGCUAAAUUGCCUAAUGCCCCUGUGGUGUAUUUUUGGGAUGAUUGGGAUUUAAGCACCGCGGUAGGUUUAAUCGCUAAUGUACACCAUUGGUAACUCAUGUACUCUUCUACAUACAUGGGGGAUCAUGUAGCAGCUUCUCAGAAUAGAAGUCACCAAUGGUGCCUAACCCGACCCCAAACAAUACUGAAACAAUUGAAAGAAUGAAGUCAUUGUUUUCUGCAACCAAUAAGAAGAGACCUUACAAGCAGCUCCUACACAACUGUACAUGGGGGUGAGGACGGUACACCUAAAUAUUUACAUGUCCUGCAGCUCCCCACAUUGAGAUUUCCUUUUUGGAGGAAUGGUUUUUAUUUGUUGUAUUUAAAAUUUUCAGUUCUGAUAAGAGAAGACAAGCAUUUUGCUCGAGUCCAAGGAUCAGCUAUUAAUAAACCCAUCAUUCACAUUUUUUCCGCUGCUGGAAAAGAACUUGCCACAGUUAAGGUAUGUGUCUUUUUUUAAGGUCUACUGCUACUUGUUGUUUAACCUGGGAACACAGACAAAGAGGAGUGUCGAUCAGGCCGAGCAGGCUACUUGUUGUUUAACAUUAACAAAUUUUGUGAAUAUUGUUCUUGGCUAGAAGACUAACUGUCAUUAUUUUCUGUUAUUGCAUUGGAAAAGGGCGGGAACUUGUAUUAUCAUAUGGUUGGUUCUGUGAGCAGGAAAGAUGAAGUAAUAUUCUGACUAGUUACUGAAGCAGGCAGAAUGGAUCUAUCUUAGUCCAUCACUAGUCUGCUUCACAGCCGUUUUUAGUGUUGUCACACAAUGCUCCUACCCACCUCCCUUGUGGGGAGGAGCGUUGUGUGACAACGCUAAAAGCAGCAGUGAAGAAUACUAGUCCAUCACUGCAUGGGAACAAGAACAAAAGCAAAAAUGUUCUGCUUCUGUAAGCUAUUGAUCAAGUGUUCUUUUUUAUUCUUAGUGGGAUGGAGGCCCCAUAGUUCAGAUGGGAUGGUCCGUCACAGAGGACCUACUUUGCGUGGCUGAUGAUGGUACGGUGAUGGUGUAUGACAUUCAUGGCGCAAUCAAGAAAACCUUGUCAAUGGGACAGGUGAGUGUUAAAUCAUUUUGUGUCAUGAAAAGGCUGAAAAAGAAGACAUGAUGCAUGUAUGUUUGUAAAGCACCACAGCUUGACAACUUCUAGUCAACUUGAAGCUCAUCUUAGCCCAUUGAUGCCAUAUCUUAUGUCAGUAAAUUCUUUAACCACUCCAAGUAAAUAAAUUUUCUGACAAAUUAAAUAAUCAUUAAUUUUUCCAUAACUAUGAGCAAAAUGAAUGUAAUUUAUAAUAUAUUAUCAUCAAAAACAUAAGUCAUAGACUGUUUGCUACUUUAUUAAAAGGGUUGUACAAAAAUAGAGUAUACUCAUACAUAUACUUUUUGUAGCAAAGGCAUAGCCAUUGAAUAAUAUUACCCAUAUGUCGUGUAUGUUUCAGGUCAAAAUUUCAAUUCAGGUUAAAAGCUUGAAACCUUGGUUGAUUCUCCAUCUCCUUUGUCCCCUAGUCCUAAUUCAUUCAUGAAUUAACUCUAUGAGGCAAAGGAAAUUAAGAAUCAACCUGGAUAUGAUUUUAACCCAUAACAGACAUUGUAUUUAUGUCGUUUUUUGCAUGUGGCCUUAUCAAAUACACAGCAACUUCAUAGAUCUGGUGCUUUUAAGUUGGGUGCAGGAGACGAAACUCGUAAUUUUUAUCUGUAUUAUUUUGUAGGAUGCCAAGGAAUCCAAAGUUAUUGACUGCAAAACCUAUAAUUUUGCUGGAAGGACUGGCAUAGCUAUCCUGACUAGUAAUUACCACUUUUAUGUCGCAAACAACGUGGAAGAGGUCAGGAGUCGACGGUAUUAUGACCCACCCGGUAAAAAAAAUAAUCAUAAAGUUCAGUGUUUCAGAGAGAUUAAUAAUGUUUUAUUUUGAAGUUACAUGUUCAUCUCACGUGCUUUUGUGAUCCAUAGAACUCAAUAUCUGCUUGUGCCUCACUUUCCUUUUGUGAUAACUUUGAAUUUGAUGAGAGUUAAAGUGUUGUUCAACAGGCAAUAAAGAAAUCUUGUCACGCAUUAUUCCUUGUAGCAUUUGACUGACUUCAAGUGGGCUUGAAUUCUAACUUUUUUUUUUGCGGCGUGAAUAUUUUUCAGGCUUUCUUCUCUUAAAUAUUUUCAAUGAUCUGUCUUAGUUAAAUGUGUAUUUUGCCACAUUUUUCACAAGGAAAACAAUAACUGCUCUCGAUCCCAACUCGUUAAAAUUCUGUCACCUAACUACCUGAGGGCUGUCCUUAUCUGAGAAAACUAGAAAGUCAAAUCGUUUGCAGAUGUCUUUGGAAAGGCAGCACUUUCUGCCUAGCAUUAAAAGACCCCUGCCUAAGUGUUGAUCCGGCCGGUGUGUUGAACCAGCGACCUCUCGCUCAGCAGACCGGCGCUUAUCCAGCUGAGCUAACCGGACGGCAAAAAAUGACCAGUUAUGAAUCUUAAGAAACAGGGCCAGUUAUUUAAACGUAGUUUAGCCAGUGUUUAACAAAACCGCGUUCUGAGCCAUUUUUCAAUUUGCCUAACGGUUUUAUCUAAACACCGUUUAUUGUGAAGUGUUUUAUGAAAGCAUUUAGAGUAGAUUAGAAAAGCAUUUAACGCACUAAGGAAGAGAUCUGGAGGUCCAAAGAUUCGUAAACCGCGGCUUAAAUUAAACUUCGUUUAAAUAACUGACCCGUAAUUUUUUUAACCAGGUUUGGAUGCUCCACCCAGCAGCUGGGUCAUUAUGCCGCAUGACAGAGGUUCAUCGUUGCUGGUGGCAAUUGAUAAUCUGUUGUACCUUACAGAAAAGGGACAGUGUAAUAGACUGGUGAGCUGUAGUAUACAGUAGAACUGUUAUCGUCAGUGAUACAACCACUUAUAAUCCAAUUAUUGUUUUUUCUUCAUCCAUGAAAAAUAUCGCCAAGCUCGAGACGUGCUUGCUUUUUCACUAAGUUCCCAUCUUUAAAACGUCUGCCUUUUCGUCGGCAGUUUUAGGAUUUUAAGAAACGUGUAUCUAGCAGAUAUUCGCACACCGAUUGCAACUCAGCAACGGUGGUGAAAACGUCUCUUAAAAAGAGAAUUCGCGUUGUUUGAAACUUCAUUGCGAUGAAUCCAACACGCAUAAUUUGUCAAAUGCAGGCGAGUCCUGGACUUGUCUAGGACGGAGUUAAUUUCUUAGGGACUGUUUACAUGGAGAUGGGGGACCACAGAUAGGUGAGGUAACAUGCGCUAGGUCACCCCACCUAUCAUGUAAACGUGAUCAAAUUGAAGUGAGAGAUUACAAUUAUGGACAGGGAGGUUACCCCACCUAAGCGGAAAAGAGAAAAAUUGAUAAUCGUGUUCACGUUUUCCAUAAAACGUGAAAUUAUUUCGUUGUUCACGUGGAACUUUGAACGGCUAUGCCUCUGAAUUUUCGUACGGUUAAGGUGAUGUUAUACUCAGGGGCACCCAAUGGCAAUUUUCGGGAAAAUAUCUGUUCGGAAGACGAUUUGAGAUCUAGAAUUUUCGGAGCAUUUGUUGUAAAAUUUCUUGCUUGCUUGCCUCUCCUAGGGUUUUCGAACAUCUACAAAAUGGUAUAAUUAACCAUUUUUAACGGAUUUUGACCAUAAGAAAGGCCACCUAGAAUUUUCGGGAGCCUUUUCUUGGCUGAAGCUUUCGAGAAGGUAAGUUUUUAUCCCUAUAAUUUUCGGAUCACUAGACUUUCAGCUAGUAAAUCCGAAUAGAUGAAAAGUUUUUAGGGGAUAAAAAUAUGCCUAUAUCUAGGGUUGCAAUGUUGGAACAAUGUUGCAACCAUUCGAAACAAUAUCGCAACAAUGUUGCAACGCCGUGUUACGGCUUGCACUAAAAAUGGUUGUUGCGAGUCGUCUCGUGUAAUAUCACCUUUAAGGCUGUUUCGAGUGAACGUUCGAAUUCAAGUUCAGCCGGUCGAAAAUUCGCCCUGUUGCCUUUUUGACUUUCUCUUUGCUGUCGCUGUCUGGACAUCGUAAACUUCCUCUUGAGUGCCAAGUGUAUGAAAGGUUGCUACUUUUUACCAAUCCUGAAUCAGCCACAGGGCGUAGCAAAGCAGUGGGUGCGGGGUGAAGGAAGGAAUGGAGGGGAAAAAAUAGAGAAGUGUGUUGAGAUGUCGCAAUGAGAAUAUUACAUCUCUGGCUUUAUCACUGUCACAACUUUAAAUAUGAAAUAGCGAGGUCUCUAUUGUUUAUAAUGUUGACAAAUUUUUCCCCGAAGUCACACUAGUGAGUAUGCUCGCCGGCUACUGUUGUUGUUGAAUAGUUUUGAUAUUAUUCAAUUUUCAGACUGUUUCAUUCAGCGCUGGGGUCCCGGUCACUUCCAUCAUAGAAAUGGCCAUAUCUUACAAUUAUGAAUACCUAGCAAUGUUUACAGACACUGGUUUGUUAUGGAUAGGAUCAGCAGAUUUACAGGUGGGUAUAACACUGUCACAUUUGUUCAGCCCGCAAAUUUAGCUAUCAGAGGACGAGUUCCAGUAGCUAGCGUCGAGUUGACUCGGAUUCUUACAAAAUGAGAAUGAGUGGCGGUCUAAUUCAACUGGCAGUACUAGCUUUGAUUCUAUACCCAGGUUUGAAGAAGGCGAGUAAAAAGGCUUUUGUAUAUACUACUCGAAUUUGAGGUAUCUUUUCUUGUAACAAAUGAAGACCCGUAUCUGCCUUAGUUCUACAUGGUGGGAUAUCAUCAUUAAUUUAGUCUAGCCACUUCUUCCUCGGAAAUCUUGCAGAAACAAUUUCAUGUCAUCGCAAAGUUGAUUUUAAUUGUGUUCAUUUAACUUGCUGACAUCUCCGCAAAACGAGUAAGCUUAGCAACCCGGACCGCUAGGCCAGGCCCCUAAGAGCUCAACUUAUUAAGUACGCCUGUAUUUCGCAGUUCUUUGAAUUUUGCAGUUAUUGUUGUAUUUCUGUCUUCUUUAGAAAGUCUACUGUGAGUUCAACACUUCUUGUCCAUCAAGACCCAAGCAACUAACCUGGUAAGGAGGGAGCAAUUGUUGUUUCUAGAAUGAAGGCUCUCGUCUUUUAUGACAAAUUCUCGCCCGGUUGGCCGGGCCAUUAUUUUGAAUUCAAACUAAGACCCAUCGGUGUUUUUCUUUCUUCCGCCACCCAUCUAACGAUGUGUCGCCGCAACGUGUUGCUGCAACUAAUCUCCUGACCUGUACACAGGGAGUAAUCUGUCGCCGACACGUGUUGCUGCAACUUGUCUCCUUGGGUGUUCCGAACUUUACUUAUUUCAACUUACCUUACAGGUGUGCAAUGGACGCCGUCAUAUGUUACAGGGAUGAUUAUUUGGAUGUCGUUGGACCGACAAUGGACACUAUUAGAUAUCCUUUGAUCAACAAGAUCAUUCUUCAUAUCCGACUAGCUUUCCAACUAUUUGCGGGGCAAGCUAUCUUACUGCUAGAGCAUACUAAAAUUAAACAUUGUUCUUCUUGUUGUUGCAAAUGUUGGCUUGGCCAAGUUGGUAAUUCUGUUGUCAUGCUGCAAUUAUAUAUUGAUCGUGUUACUAAAAACACCCUUGAUUUGAACUGACAAUUGUUACUAGUGUAGAUAUGAGUAGUUUUUUUUAUUGAGCACGCUAUUGCCAUAUAUUUAACAAUUAUUGCACGAGUGCGCGUUGGAUAUGAGUGGAAUAAUUGUUUAUUAAAAACGCCCACAAAAUAUCGAGAAUUCUUCCCGACUUUAUUUGUAAGAACAACCGAUUUUCAAAUUUUGGUAUGUGGCUCAUAUACUAUGAUGGCUAAGCCAAUCAGAGUUCUUUAACUGCAUUACCCAAUGGUUCAGUUUUAAUAAAUAUGCAUAUGCUACGGAUAGCACACUUUCUUAACAUAUUUCACAUAUCAGAUGGACAGUGUUGUACAUUUAGUUCAAGAGUUAGAUGGCGUAAGAAUCAUUGGUAAUGAGACUCAUGAACUGCUUCAGCGAGUUCCAGGUUGGUAA
Molecule: messenger RNA, 9145 nt
Organism: Porites lobata
Lineage: Eukaryota; Metazoa; Cnidaria; Anthozoa; Scleractinia; Poritidae
Source: the annotation of a GenBank genome assembly